AUGGGGUUUCUGCAGAAAGGCGGCCUCUGGCUCCCCUCUGGGACUGCUCCCCAUACCUCAGGACCAGCGGGGUUCGUGGGCCGUGGGAUCUUCGCAGCAUCUCUAGUGACCACGCCGGCCCAGGGCCAUUCAUGUGUCCUCUGUCUUGCUCGCCAGGGCUCUGUGACUUUUGAGGAUGUGUCUGUGACCUUCACCCCGAAGGAGUGGGAGCAGCUGGUCCCAGCGCAGAGGAUGCUGUACCGGGAAGUGAUGCUGGAGGUGUGGGCAGUCCUGGCCUCUCUGGGGACAGCUUCCAAACCAGAGCUGAUCUGUCAGCUGGAGCGUGGGCAGGAGCUGUGGACAGCAGAGAGGGGCUUCGCCAAAAGGACGUGUCCAGGUGAGCUCCGCACACGGCCACGAGGACAUCAGUCAGCCUCAUGUGUGGGUGCCUACCCGCUGGGCUCUGCCACGCACUCAGAUGACAAAGCACAGUCCACCUCUGUGCUGGCUGUGACUGAGGGAGCCCCACUCCAGGAACGACCGGCCCGGGGAACCUCCACAUCCUCCAGGUUAGCUGGAACCAGAAGACAGAAUGGGCCACUGGAAGAUGGACCUGCUCAGGACACGUCUGUCCCUGUGGGGUGCGGUUCCUUCAAGUGCCAGCAGUGCGGGAGAACCUUCCGCAGAAAGUGCGUCCUUGUCAAACACCAGCUGACGCACACAGGCGUGAGGCCCCACGAGUGCAGUGAGUGCACAAAGCGCUUCCUCAUGCGAGCCGACCUCGUGCGGCACCUCAUGAUCCACACGGGCGAGAAGCCGUACAAGUGUGCCCAGUGUGGCAAGGCCUACAACCGCAACUCCUACCUCACGCAGCACUGGCGGAUCCACACCGGGGAGAAGCCCUACGCAUGCCCCAAGUGCGGGAAGACAUUCAACCAGCACUCCAAUUUCGUGCAGCAUCAGCGGACCCACACCGGAGAAAAGCCCUUUCUGUGCAACGUGUGCGGCAAGGCCUUCUGUGACAGCUCCUCCUUAAACCGGCACAAGGUGAUCCACGCCGAAAAGAAGCCGUACGAGUGCAGCCAGUGCGGAAAGGUCUUCGCACAGCUCUGUGCUUUCGUCGGUCACCAGAGGACCCACAGCGGGCAGACACCCUUUGAAUGUAAAGAAUGUAAGAAAACCUUCUGUUUCAAGUUUUCCUUGAUGCAGCACAUGUGGACCCACGGUGGAGUAAAGCCCUUUAAGUGCAGUGACUGUGGGAAGAGUUUCAGCCUCAAGAGCAGACUGAGUCAGCACCAGAAGGUGCACAGUGGAGAGAAGCCCUACCAGUGCCAGGAGUGCGGCAAGGCCUUCACCUUCAGCUCCAAGCUCAGCCGGCAUCGGAGGACCCAUGCUAAGGAGAAGGUCUUCGUCUGUAGGAAGUGUGGCAAGGUCUUCGACAAGAGGGCGUCCCUCAACGGACAUCAGGUGACCCACCGGAAGGAAGCACCUUUUGAGUGUAACCACUGCGGCAGAUCUUUUGGCUGGGAAAAACACUUUCAUCGCCACCUGAGCAUUCACACUGAAGAGAAGGUACAUUAA
Molecule: messenger RNA, 1560 nt
Organism: Elephantulus edwardii (Cape elephant shrew)
Lineage: Eukaryota; Metazoa; Chordata; Mammalia; Macroscelidea; Macroscelididae
Product: zinc finger protein 543-like
Exons: 4
Coding region: 1-1560 (519 amino acids)
Biological process (GO): regulation of DNA-templated transcription
Source: RefSeq, a predicted model, not a curated record